AUGACGCCCGCCCACCCCAUGAUGCUUGCCGACAUCCAAGGUACAUAUGCUCCGGAGAGUCGAGCUGUUGACAUGGAGUUCUUGUGUGUUGUUGCCGGGAAGCAUGUCUGGUCUGUGCAUGUGGACCUUCACAUAUUGGAUGACGGAGGGAAUCUCAUUGAUGCAGCUAAUAUCGCUGCAUUGGCAGCUUUAUCUACUUUCUGGAGGCCUGAAUGCACGGUUGGUGGGGACGAUGGUCAGCAAGUUACAGUGCAUGAUCCUGAGGUUAGGGAUCCACUUCCUCUUACGAUACACCAUAUGCCCAUAGCUGUAACAUUUGCAUAUUUUGGUGAAGGUAACAUCGUGGUUCUUGAUCCCACAUACAAGGAAGAAGCAGUAAUGGGAGGGAGGAUGGCUGCUAUAGUUAACUCAAAUGGGGAUGUUUGUGCCAUUCAGAAAGCUGGUGGAGAGGGUCUCAUGUCAAGUGUUACCAUGCAGUGUUUAAGAAUUGCUUCGGUAAAGGCUGCUGAUAUAACAAGCAAAAUAAAGAAAGCAGUAAGUAACCCCCUCAGAUUGAUGACUAGCCGAGGUGCCCAUGUGUUGAUAUGGUUCCCAACAAAGUUCAAAUCAAAGCAUGCUUAUGAUGUAAAAUGAAAUAUAAUUAAAUUC
Messenger RNA from Zea mays, 648 nucleotides. RefSeq names its product exosome complex component RRP45A. Gene Ontology annotation, biological process: nuclear polyadenylation-dependent rRNA catabolic process; TRAMP-dependent tRNA surveillance pathway; U4 snRNA 3'-end processing. The coding region runs from base 1 to 633 and encodes 210 amino acids. Gene Ontology annotation, cellular component: nuclear exosome (RNase complex); cytoplasmic exosome (RNase complex). The transcript has 5 exons. Gene Ontology annotation, molecular function: mRNA 3'-UTR AU-rich region binding. The record is from RefSeq and is a predicted model, not a curated record. NCBI's taxonomy places the organism in Eukaryota, Viridiplantae, Streptophyta, Magnoliopsida, Poales, Poaceae.